Messenger RNA from Daphnia carinata, 3161 nucleotides. RefSeq lists its product as uncharacterized. The transcript is spliced from 8 exons. The record is from RefSeq and is a predicted model, not a curated record. NCBI's taxonomy places the organism in Eukaryota, Metazoa, Arthropoda, Branchiopoda, Diplostraca, Daphniidae. The coding region runs from base 113 to 2986 and encodes 957 amino acids.
UGGCGCGUAAAAAUUUCAUCUGCUGGGAAUCCCUGCAGUAAUUCCGUUCAGAGAUUUUAAAUUCAUACAUAUAUAAAUACAUACAUUUUAGCGAUCGCAAGAUUAGACAAAAAUGAGCAAGUCGCCAAAUUUGAAACCCAAACGUACUGGAAAGUUAGCCGGCAAGCCAUUUAAAGUUGCUCUAUCUUUUAGCAAAAAGAGUCCCUAUAAAUUGCCCCAAGAAAGUGAAGUUGGUGAUGCAAGUAGCCAUAAAAUCCUGGGUAUCAGAUCUAUUAGUCCCAAGUCUAUAGGCAAAACACCCCCACUCUAUUCUUCAACACCUAAACCAACACGGAAUGCUGUUCCAAUACCAGUGUCAUUCUCUGGUGUCCCUUGUCAACAGAAAUCUGGACAACAGCAUUUAACAAAAAACUUGGUAGUUGUAUUGGAAAGAAUAAAAAUUCAAGAUUAUAUCUCAGCAGAAGCUCGGUUGGGCAAACCUCUCAACCAGUCAGUAUUGACGAAACAAAAGCAAGAAAAGAAGAAGAGUAGUGUACUUUUACAAGAUGAAAGUGCAUUCGUGACUCCUCAGGAAGCAAGCAAGAAUAAUGGCAGGAAAGAAACACCAUUGAAGGGCAGUGAUGGCAGUAUACUUACUACAAUCCCUUCAGAAGCAUUAGAAAGUUUUGGGUUGUUAAACCGACAACCAAGACUAUCCACACCUAAGAGGUCACCAACCAAAUCAGACAAUUCAGUCAUCAUAGAGACACCUCCACGAACUUCAACAGCUUGCAGUUCAGUUGAUGACCAAUCAUUAACACAUGAUGGAGUUUCCUCUGAUAAUUGUGAGCCACCUAACUAUUUAGGGAAUGUUCCAUCAACAACUGAUUUGGAUGUGGCAGAAGCUAUUCUUCUGCAAAGUAGUGCACACGAUACUGACCGACUUCUCGAUGCUUCGAGUAGCAGUCAAGAUGAUCCGCUGGAAACCGCACCCCAACCUCCUACGAUACAUACUUUAGGCUCAAUAAUGGAGCAGGAUCAUGUUAGUAGUCACUGUGAUUACUUGUAUGGGUUGAAUGAAAGGGUGUAUUCUAAACCUGAUAGUUUUCAACUAAGUGAACUUCAUUUCAGCAACUCUGACGUUCGGCGAAUCGCUCCCUAUUCUCUUAAACUACAUGAAGAAAAGUUCUUCCAGUAUGUAGCACCUGUCAGCAAGAUUGGAGAAAAAUACUGCUGCAUAGUGUUUGGCGUUAUGGAUCACUAUAUUGUUGCGUACAGUGGUCAUUUCGUUGUGGACAAAGGUCAUCUUUAUGACCCAAUCAAGAAAAUCCCAGUGGAUGAUGUCAAGAUAACUGAUUUCAAUUUGUGUCGUCAGCAUUUGGUUCUUCUAAAUGUGGCAAAUAAAAAACUAUUUCAAAUGGAAAAUUAUUACCCCAAGGCUAGACAUCCAUCUUAUUGUGAAACACAGCUUGCGUCGUCUGAGAUGUUAAUGUUUUCAAUUAACCAAGUCCAGCUGAAAGAGAGAGUACGAAGCGAUAUUGCGCUCGAACAGCUAAAAGCUCAGAUAAUGGUUUUACCUGAAUUAAAGGAUGCUAACCUUAAGCAAUCGUGUGCUUUUCCAAUUCCCAUACAAGGGAGCCAUCAAAUUACCUCUUUUAUCUCCGAACCCAGAACGGAACAAGUAUUCUUUGAAACGUGUUUGCCAAUAAACCAAAAUAGUCUUGAACGUAUCCUCGACAACUUGAAACCGGUUGGUGAUGUAAAAACAAAUUACAACGAUUUAGGAUCCCUGCAGCUCAGAUGUGCCACAGAAGCCGAAUAUUUUACAAUUUAUUACGCGGCGUAUGAGGAACCUGGGUGUACGUCAUUCUAUCGGAACGUGUUCCUGUUGGGUUAUGUAGAUAAACACUAUAUCGUAGGUGUCGUUGCUGGUAACAGCUUUUUCAUAAUGGCUACGAAGAGGCUGUAUAGCAGAAUUUGUCUUCCGUCACCUGGAAUGCAACCUGUCAAAUUUCGCACUGAAAUGCUAGAUAUGAUUCAUCUCCCACUUUGGUUGCCCUACAAGCAGUCAAUUGUUAUGCUUGAAGCUCGUCAAAUAUUUCGUCAUUCCAGCAAAUAUCAAUACGAAUACCAAGACAUUAUGCAAUCAAUGAAAAUUUCGGAGUUUGAAUCACCUACAUCAAAUUUGGCCAAUGAAACGCAGUUGCUUACACGACAUCAUCACAGUUCUUGGCUGGAAAAAAUGCUAGACAUGAAUUUUAGCUGGUCUUUCCGCAAUUCACCGAGUGAAUUUCCAAUCCACCCGUCGAGCUCGAAGAAUCCGUUACUCUUAUGUGAAAGCGUGACUAAGUUGUGGCUGCAUCAUUUGAUGCGAAACAUUCACGUCAUAAGAGAUUCAUCUUUGCACCAUAUAAACCCUAGCGAGGCUUCACUGACAGAUUUCUUCACGCUUACUAUAAGCUCCUUUAUUUCUAGUUUUCUACCACUAUUUGGAAUGUCGAAUGAAAGCAAUUUCCAAUGUUUGCGUCUGGGUCCGGAUGGUAUACCCUCAGCAGUGUGUAUGACAUCCCUGCCAGCCCAUGAAAUUGGAUUCCACAUUCAUCAAUGUCACACACAGCCUCUUUUAUGGGAUAACACCCCUCAUAAGAAUUUUACGUUCGUUCCAUUCUCGCUAGUCUUCGCACAACGUGAAAGCCCUCCCUUGAGUGACACGUGUGAUUUUAACCGGCUCGCAUGGGCGCGCUCUCUUGUUGAGCGUUGGUGUAAAGGCUCUUCAUUAUCUUACCUCGAUUUUCUUCAAACGCUAGAAAAUAGUGAUGGAAAAAAGUCUGUAAAUGUGCCUACAAUGGUGGGUAGAGGGCGCCCGAAAAAAAGGGGAAUAGGAAGAGACGAGGUUGCUCACCAACGUGUGCCACAGAAACGGAAGCGUAAAUCAAAUGACAGCAACCACUUAAGCUCAAAGCGUGUUCUUCGUUCCUCGGACUCUGAUUCAAAUGUGUCUGAUUAACAAGUGUGUACUCAGCCUAAACAAGUUCCAAUCAGCAGUCUAUUUAACAGAUUUCUUUUCCCGAGUAAUUGUCAUUGCUUUUUUUUUUCUCCCCCGAUUGUUGUAACCGAGAGACGUGUUUAAACAAAUAUAAUGAAUCCUGUGAAAACCAUCUUCGUAGGAAAAUUGAUAGAAA